This is a messenger RNA of Diachasma alloeum, 3720 nucleotides long. RefSeq names its product sentrin-specific protease 1. Gene Ontology annotation, molecular function: deSUMOylase activity. Gene Ontology annotation, cellular component: nucleus. Lineage: Eukaryota; Metazoa; Arthropoda; Insecta; Hymenoptera; Braconidae. Gene Ontology annotation, biological process: protein desumoylation. The record is from RefSeq and is a predicted model, not a curated record. The coding region runs from base 1159 to 2085 and encodes 308 amino acids. The transcript has 12 exons.
GCUGGGGGCACAGACGGAUUUGUGCCGGGAGCAUGUCUUUUCACUCGUUCUGGUAACGUUCCAAAGUAGCUGUUGAUUAUCAUACAGACAUAAACGGGGAUAAGUUCAAAGAAUGGAACUGGGCAGUUACUUCCGAAUCUCAAACGCCGCACCGUGAUUGUUAUGGAUAACGCACCUUACCAUAGCGUACAGAUUGAGAAGAACCCCUCUUCAAGUUGGAAGAAAGACGAGCUGACCUUAUGGUUGAAAAACGAGGGUAUCAAAGUGGAUCCCUCACUGACGAGGAAGGAAUUGCUCGCUCUGUGUGGCCUGAUUAAGAAACCCAUCAAAUAUGAAUUAGACGAAUUCAUAAAGACAACAACUCAUCAUCGUAUACUACGACUACCCCCAUCCAUUUUUUUUAUAAUGCCAUUGAGUUGGUUUGGGGCCUGGGGAAACGUAAUUUUGAUAAAAGACUUGGCUAUCACCAUGAUUACUCUCACCAAAUGAUUGAACAAAUGUGGGCACAAGCUCUUGAGUCUGUAACUCCAGAGAUUUGGAGGAAAUGCUGUGAAAAAACUGAGAGACGGAUGCUCCAAAAUUAUGCCAAUGAGGUAACUGGUGAGGAGGAUGCAAAUCAGUUCUCCAAGCAUCGACAAGAUAAUGUAAACCUCCACGCAACAACACCUACGUUAGAAUGUGAGGCCCUCUCAUCUGUGAGCACUCAGUCGUCAUGUAUCGAUCAAUCUGGAAUGAGUUUCGGAGGACCUGUACGCAGAUCAUUGCUUUCGCAACGUGAUUCAGAACAGGUCUUUAAGACUGAUGUUGCAGACAGCGACCUUGCGAGACCGAUCCAAGACGUGAGAACUUCUCUGUACAGCAACGAUUCUCCUUAGAUGAGUUAUAUACCACUUGCAGAAGGUAGCUGGCAACAAAACGACCAUUGCGGAUGACCAUCCAUUGAUCGAAAUAGCCCAACAUGUCAUCGAUGUAGAUGGGCCUCAACAAUGUCCACAAGCUGAAAAAGCGUCUUGUUACACUGUGCAAGAUUGGCUGAGAAAAGAUGACAACACGCCAAUUCUCACGGAUGAGGGCAUGCUGUAUGUACUAUAUCUGAAGACAUUAUUAUCAACAAACUAGCUCAACGAUGCUAUCAUAAGUGCUUAUCUAAAGUUGAUUAUGAAAAGAAGUGGAGGCUCGGGUCACGCAUAUGACACUUUCUUCUUUGAACAACUACUCAUUUUAUAUGAUAGUGUGGGUCAAUGGACACGACAGACUGAUAUCUUCAGCAAAAAGAUGUUAUUGAUACCCAUGCACUCAUCGAACCAUUGGUCAUUAUGUGUGGUGAUUUUAAAAUCAAAGUGUAUCAUCUAUUAUGACAGCUUAGGUGGCACAAGUCUGCCCUAUAUGGAUAUAAUCCUCCAAUAUCUCGCUUAUGAAAUGAAUCAGACCAAACAUAAGGAGCUGUUUUUAUCAGAGUGGAGAAAAGUUAAUGCGAAAAACAUCCCUCAGCAGAAUAAUUUCAGCGACUGCGGUGUAUUCCUUUGCUCGUAUGCUGAGUGCUUAACCAGAAAUGUGUCCUUUGAUUUUACAUCAAAUGACAUACCACAGAUACGAGCCAGGAUGUUACAGGAAAUACUUACCUCGCAACUGUCAUCUCGACUAUUGCCAUUAGAUUCCAGGAAAGCAGGCAGUCAACGACGAAUACCACCAAAGCCCAUUAGUUCAUUGAAGCAGAAGAAGACAGCUGUAUCGCGAGCCAAAGUAGCGGAACCCACCAAAGAUUCGGUGACAGAUUUAAGAGAUGUUUUCCUUCACGUUGCUGCUUCUUUCCAUCAGGUUGAUCGCCGGUUUCCUCAAGGGAGAGCUAAUGCCCAAUGUACGGCAAUAUCAACAUUUUGGAUUGCAAUAAUGGCACAAUCGACAGAAUCAGUCUCGCAAAAUCUUCUGGACACAAUCCUGAUCGACGGUGACCGUUAUUACGUGGAAUGCAAAUCACGGAAUGAUGUACAAGUGGAUCAACUCCAUGUAGAAGAUCUUUGCACCCGAUUCACCGUUUUCAACAGACUUGUGAACAUUGAUCAAUAUCAUCGGUCAAUGUGGUGAGGGCAGCUUUGACGAUCCAAUGCUGGUCGAAAAACUCACCGAAACGAUCAAUCAAUGUAUUGAUAACUAUCAGCAUAACUUAACACACUGUGGAUUUUUGUUUAUUGAGCACGGCAAAACAGUUGCAUUCAGGAUUGUGAGGUUGUCCUCAGAGCCACCUCACCGCUACCAUUUUUUCAUGUUCAAUCAACAUGGCGUGGACAAGAAUAAUCGUCGCCCAAGGAUUCAAUGACAAGCUGUAGCUCGAUGCUUUCGAUACCUCAACACAGAAGCACUGAUUGGGCUGCUCUUAACGGAACACCCUCGCGAAAGUUAUUGGCAGAUUUAUGCCAUCAACGUCGGAACACCCGACUGAGACGACCCAAAAAGCUCGGUGACUCCGAUUCUGUAAAAAAGCUGAUCGACAUCAAAUCCUUACGCCACCAAACCGAUGGAGAGCGUUUCAAUACCGUCAUGAACUGCAUGAAAACCUCCAAAAGCUUCGUAACUGAUGCUCUUGAAGUCAUCAUGAAAAUGACAACAAUCACUCCGAUGGAGGCGUCGAAGGAGACUGGGAGUUUCCCGGAAAUAAGGGAAGGGGUGAGGAGGAUGGAGAAAGAUCCUGGUACAGUCGUACUGGAGAGAUUAUAGUCCUCAGAGUUACCCCCACUCUACCCAAUUCCCACUCACAUCCUCGUCUCCCACCUCUGAAAACCAAGACUAUAAUCUCUCCAGUACGACUAUAGGUAUUUGGGAGGCUCCAUGACUCGAUAACUUUAUAGAAAUCGAUUCUGAAAACUUGAUUUGCACAAGAUUUUCUCAAUGAUUUAAAAUGCGUCAAAAAUCCAAGGCUUACUCUAAUACAUCUUUUUGUUGAAGAAAACAACAGACAAACUCACUUCCCAGACUUUUUCAAAAUUGAUCAAAUAUUAUUGCGCUCAUCAAUUCUUGUAUGAUUUUUUUCACAAAUGGCUGGAGUUUGUGUCAAUAAAUCCAUUUUGAUGAAAUUUUUCUUGGCUGAAAUUUGCCCUUAAACAUUAAACCUAUGUAAAAAAUCAAUCAGUGGUGAUUUUUAUAUAUUAAUUAUUCUUUUGUGAUUUUCCUGUAAAAAAUUCUUGAACAUGAAUUUUCCUAGUUUUUCCCGUUCUAUUUUUUCUUCAUUCUCAUUACGAAACGCAAGGAGAAGAAAUGAUAAAUUUCCUGCUCAAGCAUUUUUAUAGGAAAAAUCGCAACAAAAUAACUUGUACAUUACAAUUAUUAUCUGAUUGAAUUUCUUAAAAAAACGUUUUUCUGUGUCAAUUCUUUUUUUCCAAAGUUAUUUGCUCCUCAGAAUUCUAAAAUUCACUUAAAAUCUUUCCCAGGGUAUGGAGGAUGACUUCCCAAUCCAUCUCUUCACAAUAUAUUGAAAGAAAAAAUUGUAAAAGUGUUCGACGAGAAAUCCCCCAUCAAACCUAGCCCUUCAAACCAUUCGAAACCAAAUUCAGUGGAAAAAUCGAGAGCAACUCCAGGAAAAUUAAUCGAAAAAGAGAAGAAUUGAAUCAUUGAAGUUCGAGAGACUGGAAUAAAUUUUCUGAUGAAGAUCUUUACAAUAAUUAGGCAUGCUUUGGGAAUCAGAUGAACGGUUAUAAUUCUGAUGGAGAUGAUUAUGGAGCUGCA